AUGUCCAGCUUACAUGACCUUCUCAACAGACAGCGACCCGGACCAUGGCAACAGUUCCGAGCUCAGCCAUGCAUCUUUCUCGCACGACAGCUAUACUAUACAGUCUAUACUUGGCAGCAAUAUAUCCCAUCUGCAUCAGUCAAAAACCCAGUUUCUGUCGUCUUCAUCUCUGAUACGCACAACAGUCAAGUCCUAAUCCCUGAUGGAGAUAUUCUCAUCCAUGGUGGUGACCUGACACAAUCUGGAUCCUUUGAAGAACUCCGGGAAGCAAUCACCUGGCUAGGUGCGCAGCCUCACCAUACAAAAAUCGUUAUUGCCGGUAAUCACGACAUAUUACUUGACUCUGCACGGGGCGGAUCCUCCGACCGGGCAGCAUCUGAGCGAGCAAAACUUGACUGGGGUGAUAUCAUUUAUCUAGAAAAUGAGCAAACCAUAAUUUCAUGUCCAAAUGGUCGCCGCCUUGCUGUCUAUGGAAGUCCUUUCUCAGUACGGCAUGGUAACUGGGCCUUUCAAUACCCACAAAACGAAGAUGCACUAUGGAGGGUUCGACCAAGGUUGCAUGUCUUCGGGCAUAUACAUGAGGGGGCAGGCGCUGAAUCUUUGUCCUUUGAUAAGCUCCAGUCUGCAUAUGAGCGCACCCUUGCGGCUGGAGGGGGUAUUGGGAAUCUGUUUUGGACAGCGUGGGAAUUCAUGAUGGCACAUUUCUCUCCGGUAGUGGAACCUGCGAGUCUACUUGUGAAUCCAUCAAUUGAUGGUGGCCUGCGAGAUAAUGAGCGCAGGCAACCCAUCAAAGUCUACAUCUAG
Molecule: messenger RNA, 804 nt
Organism: Penicillium malachiteum
Lineage: Eukaryota; Fungi; Ascomycota; Eurotiomycetes; Eurotiales; Aspergillaceae
Product: metallophosphatase domain-containing protein
Exons: 2
Coding region: 1-804 (267 amino acids)
Molecular function (GO): hydrolase activity
Source: RefSeq, a predicted model, not a curated record